AUGAAAGACUAUAAUGAAAAUUCAAAAAAAUUUAAAUGUAAAUUUGAGGGUGUACAGAGGCAAAUGUCACGGAGACACGGAGGAACAGAGGGUCAGUUGAUCUUUUGGAGCAUUUAUGAGAUCGAGUCAGGCUUGAAUAUCCACACCUCUCGGAAACCAAUUAUGAGAUCCCUCGUAACACGAGAGACACUCAACCGGUGA
Messenger RNA from Arabidopsis thaliana (thale cress), 201 nucleotides. RefSeq lists its product as uncharacterized. The transcript has a single exon. The record is from RefSeq and is marked reviewed. Bases 1 to 201 code for a protein of 66 amino acids. Lineage: Eukaryota; Viridiplantae; Streptophyta; Magnoliopsida; Brassicales; Brassicaceae.